Molecule: messenger RNA, 2703 nt
Organism: Lachancea dasiensis
Lineage: Eukaryota; Fungi; Ascomycota; Saccharomycetes; Saccharomycetales; Saccharomycetaceae
Source: the annotation of a GenBank genome assembly
AUGUCUCACAGGAAGCGUGUAUACCCGCAAGCUCAGUUUCAGUUUGGACAAGGUGUGAAUCCAGCCAAUUCGCCCGUACUGGGUCAGGAUCACCCUUCCCAGAUCCAGACGCCUGUUACCAACCAGCAGCCCCAGUUUUUGACUCCAGCACAGCAGCAGUUGCAACAACAACUUCACCAACAAGUCGACCAUGCUUCUCAAGCCAUGGCCGGUAUGCAUUUGCACAAUGUGCCAGUUAUGGACCCUACUUUGGCUCAGAAUGCGGGUCUAGGAACUCCUCAACAGAUCAACGAUUACAACUCUCCCAGUGCUGGUAAUCCCGUGUACGGGCAGCAACAACCGGUCUCUGUGGGCAGGCCCAUGAACCAAUUGUACCCGAUCGACUUGUUGACGGAGCUGCCCCCACCUGUGUCGGAUUUAGAAUUGCCUCCACCGCCACUCAUGGUACCACCCGAAAAGUUUGUGGUUCCCGUCGAAACAGCCAAUGCUUCAUCUGAUUAUGUCCGCUGCACACUGAAUGCAAUUCCGAAAUCCAACUCCUUGCUGAAAAAGUCCAAAUUACCUUUGGGUUUGGUAAUCAGACCUUAUUUGAACUUGCAAGACUCGGAGUGUCAGGUACCACUCAAUUCCGAUGGUUUGGUUGUCAGAUGUCGUCGGUGCCGCUCCUACAUCAACCCAUUCGUAACUUUUGUUGAUGGCGGCCGCAGAUGGAGAUGUAACUUCUGUAACCUGGCCAAUGAUGUUCCUAUGGCCUUUGACGCGUCUCAGCAAGGUCUUCCUGUUAAUCGAUACGAAAGAAAUGAGAUGCAACACGCCGUGGUUGAGUACUUGGCUCCCAAAGAGUACGCUGCAAGACAACCACCACCUUCCUCAUACGCGUUUAUUCUCGAUGUUUCGCAGAACGCUAUUAAAAAUGGCCUUCUCGCGACCGCCGCAAGAACCUUGUUGGAGACACUGGACACACUACCAAAUCAUGACCAAAGAACUAGAAUCACCAUUUUGGCAGUUGACAACUCCAUCCAUUAUUUCUCUAUUCCGUUGGACGAGGAAAGUGACCAAAUCAAAAUGCUGGAUGUAGUGGAUUUGGACGAACCAUUCCUUCCUAUGCCCAGCUCCAUGUAUGUGUCUUUACAAGAUUGCAGAUCAAAUAUCGAGAAGUUGUUGAGUCAACUUCCAGAAAUCUUUCAGUUCAACAUCAUGUCAAAAUUGGCCCUAGGACCUGCUUUGAAAGCUGCUUUCAACCUCAUCAAAGGUGUUGGGGGUAAAAUUAUCGUAGUUUCUUCAACUUUGCCAAAUUCGGGAAUUGGGAAACUGCAAAAGCGUAAUGAAACGGGUGUUGCAAACACGCCAAAGGAAGCAUCUCAGUUACUAAGCUGUCAGGACUCUUUCUACAAAAAUUUCACAAUUGAUUGUAACAAAAAUCAAAUUACUAUCGAUCUCUUUCUGGCUACUGAGGACUAUAUUGAUGUUGCAUCAUUGUCGAACCUAUCGCGGUUCACCGCAGGACAAACACAUUUUUACCCUGGUUGGUCUGCUGCUAAGCUCACAGAUGUGACGAAGUUCACGAAAGAGUUUUCUAAGCACUUGACUAUGGACCUGUCCAUGGAGGCUGUCAUGAGAGCGCGUGGAUCAUCCGGUUUGAGAAUGACAAGAUUCUACGGUCACUUCUUCAACAGAUCCUCUGAUUUGUGUGCGUUCCCCACUUUUCCAAGAGACCAAUCUUACGUUUUUGAAGUUAGCAUAGAUGAGCAGCUGGUCCGUGAUUACGCCUACCUGCAAAUCGCUGUUCUACUGUCAUUGAACACUGGGCAACGUAGAAUUAGGGUCAUUACUUUGGCCAUCCCAACCACAGAUUCUUUGGCAGAAACGUAUGCGUCUGCAGACCAGUUAGCCAUCACUGCAUUCUUUUCCCAAAAAGCAAUCGAGAAGGCGUACAGUAAUCUCGAAGAGGCCCGCGAGUCUUUGAAUAGAUCCGUCCAAGAGAUAUUAGCAACAUAUAAGAAGGAGAUAGUGGUCUCGAACACCGCUGGAGGCGCUCCAUUGAGACUGAGUGCUAACUUGAGAAUGCUGCCCCUAUUAAUGCAUUCUUUGACGAAACACAUGGCUUUCCGCGCUGGUUUGGUGCCUAGUGAUCACAGAGCUGCCGCGCUCAACUUUUUGGAAUCCAAUCCCCUUCCAUAUGUGAUUAAGAACAUCUACGCCAAGGUCUACUCUUUGCAUGACAUGCCUGAUGACGCAGGCUUGCCAAACGAGCAAGGCGAGGUCGUGCUACCCGAGCGCAUCAAUGCAACAUCUUCAUUAUUAGAGCGUUAUGGUCUUUAUCUCAUCGACAACAGCACGGAGCUAUUUUUGUGGGUUGGUGGAGAUGCUGUGAACGAGCUGACAAUGGACGUUUUUGGUACCCCUGAUAUUUUGGAGAUUCCGAUUGGCAAACAAGAGUUACCUGUAUUGGAAGGUUCCGAAUUCAAUGCCAGAGUAAGAAAUGUUGUUUCUAAAUUACGUGAGCAUGCCGAUGUCAUCACUUACCAACCUCUAUACAUCGUUCGUGGGGCGUCAUUGAGCGAACCUGUCAACCACGCCUCGGCUAGAGAAGUAGCGACCUUGAGAUUGUGGGCCACGAGCACUUUAGUGGAGGACAAAAUUCUCAACAGUCAAUCUUAUCGCGAAUUUUUGCAGAACAUGAAGACAAGAAUCAGCAAGUGA